AUCGGAACUUCUAUCCGUGCUCGGCCUACACUACAAAACAUCAACAGCUGUCAACCCCCCAACUCACCUAACAAUCCACGACCUCUCUUUCAUCACCAACCCACUCUCUUUCACCCACCUCAAAAUACUUACCAAACCAAAAUUAACAAAACACAAAAAAAUGGAAGGCGUCGACCUCCUCAUCCUCGGCGCCGGCUGGACCGCCACCUUCCUCAUCCCCCUCCUCCAACAACACCCCGACUCCCUCACCUUCGCCGCAACCACCACCACCGGCCGUCCCGUCUGCGGCAUCGACACCAUCCCCUUCCGCUUCGACCCAGACUCCAAAGACCCCACCCCGGUCGCCAACCUGCCGCGCGCGCGCUACAUCCUCAUCACCUUCCCCCUAACAGGCAAAGGCCAAAGUACCUGGCUCACAGAAACCUACCAAGCCACGCACCCUAGUAGCCCUUCCCAAGAAAAGUACAGGUUCAUCCAGCUCGGCAGUACGGGUAUCUGGCAAGUAGAAGGGCGGAGAAAACGCCACGGCGCAGCUAAAAAUCCAGAAGAAAAGCAAGCUGAACGGGAAGCUAGGGUUAAAGCCGAGGCGGAAGCCGCCGCCGAGAAGAAGAACAACAACAAAAAACCCUUUGGUUUCACGACGCGACACUCGCCUUACCUGACUACGGACCCGCGCGCCAUAGCUGAAGACGAACUGCUUGCUUCGUCGGUGGUGGACGGCAUGGUGCUUGCGCUCUCUGGGCUGUGGGGCGGGGCGAGGGAUCCGCGCAAUUGGGUGAGCAGGGUGGCUUUCUCGAAGGAGGCGUUGAGGCACAAGACGAGUUUGCACAUGAUUCAUGGAUUGGAUAUCGCGAGGGCUGUGUUUAAGAUCAUCACGACUUGUGAGGAUGAGGAGGAGAAGGAGGGCGGAGAGAAGGAGAAGAAGAAGAAGAAGUGGGAGGAGCAUGGAAAGGGGCAGAGGUGGAUGUUGACGGAUGGGUUUGUGUAUGAUUGGUGGAGUUUGUUGAUGGGGUGGGCUACCGAGGGACAGGAAGACGGGGAGCCGAGAGAGCAGGCGAAGUGGGUGAUGGAGUUGAUGGAGGAAGAGGGGGUGCAGGCGCUGCCGAGGAGUAUGGAGCUCAUGGGAAGGGCGUAUGAUUCGAGAGAAUUCUGGAGGACGUGGGGGUUGGUGCCGGUGAAGGCGAGGGUUGGGGUUAAUGCUCCUUAGAAGGGGCUAAAGACAGAAGUGUUGGGAGACACCAAGUUAGGAGAGAAAGAAGGACGGCAGGUAGAGGGCCAUUGUACAUUAUCACAAGCAUACCAGCA
Molecule: messenger RNA, 1305 nt
Organism: Neurospora hispaniola
Lineage: Eukaryota; Fungi; Ascomycota; Sordariomycetes; Sordariales; Sordariaceae
Exons: 1
Coding region: 161-1207 (348 amino acids)
Source: RefSeq, a predicted model, not a curated record